UCAUCACAACAGGUCGCGUGCAGCUGACUGAACACUGAGCACGAGAGGAGCCCGUCGACCUGCUCUCCUUCACCGGGACUGUACUCACCCUCCUGCCCGACUUGAGUCCACUGCUCCCCGGCCCUCAAAGCCAGGGGACACGCUGACAACCUCGACCCUCCUCGGCCGGGGAACUUAUCGUUGUGAGACGCUGCGGACCACCCGCAUGACACCUGCCGUCAGGGCAAUGAGGCUCCCCGCUGUGCCGCCCACCUCCGGGCUCCUCACCGGCUUCCUGGUGCUGCUGCUGCCGCUGCUGGCUUCCGGUCUCCCCGCUCACACCCCGGAGAACCCGGGCCUGGUUUUCAUUGAGCAGAACAGGGUCGGAUUCAACUGGAGAAAUGUCUCCUGUUCGAUGUGUAAAGCCGCCUUCACCAUCCUUGAUGUCGCUCUGCUGACUGAUUCGAAUGAGGAGCGGGUGGCCCGUGCAUUCGGUGAGGCGUGUAUCCGUCUCCAUCUGGCCGAUGAGCAGGUGUGUCGACAAAUAACCGAGCUGUUCAGGGACGACUUCAUCCGAGCUCUGCAGCAGUCCGUGCUGUGGCCCUCCGAGGCUUGUGCCAUGCUGAUCGGCCCCUCCUGUGGCAAUUUUGACAUCUACGCACCCUGGAACAUCACCUUGCCGAAGGUCCCCAAGCCUCCUGUGACACCCCCCUCUCCUCCUAAACCUGGUUCUCCACAGAGCAGGGUCCUAUUUCUAACUGACAUCCACUGGGACAAGGAGUACCAAGCCGGCAGCUCUGCAGACUGCAAGGACCCUCUGUGCUGCCGGAAAGACUCUGGCUCUCCCAGCUGGAGGCGGCGACAGGCUGGGUACUGGGGAACCUACAGUAAGUGUGACCUGCCUCUGCGCACGGUGGAGAACCUCCUGGAAAAUGCAGCCGGCGCCGGAUCCUGGGACUGGGUUUACUGGACCGGAGAUAUACCAGCGCACAAUGUUUGGGCCCAGACCAGGAAACAGCAGCUGUCAGAGCUUUCUGUCAUCUCCAGGCUCAUCCACAAACACCUGGGACCUAAUGUGACAGUUUACCCUGCUGUAGGGAAUCAUGAGAGUACGCCAGUGAACAGCUUCCCACCGCCCUUUGUUCAUGGCAACAGAUCCUCCUCCUGGCUCUACGAUACGAUGGCAGAGGAAUGGUCCGCAUGGCUACCAGAGGAAGCUUUGAAGACUCUAAGAUACGGAGGAUUCUACACGGUGAAGGUUCGGCCUGGUCUCAGGGUGGUCUCUCUCAACAUGAACUUCUGUGCUCGAGAGAACUUCUGGCUGAUGGUGAACUCUACUGACCCGGCUAACCAGCUGCAGUGGCUGGUCCAUAUACUGCAGACCAGUGAGGAGCAGGGAGAGAAGGUACACAUCAUAGGUCACAUCCCACCUGGCCUGUGUCUCAGUAGCUGGAGCUGGAACUACUAUCACAUUGUCAACAGAUAUGAAAGUACAAUUGCUGGGCAGUUUUUUGGUCACACGCACUUAGACGAGUUCCAAAUGUUUUAUGACGAGAGAACCAUGAGCCGCCCGCUGGGAGUGGCUUUCAUCGCUCCCAGUGUCACUACCUAUAUUAAUCUGAACCCAGGAUACCGUGUCUACUAUGUCGAUGGUGACUACCCCGGCAGCUCUCGGCUCGUGCUCGACCAUGAAACCUACAUCCUCAACCUCACAAAGGUGAACCACGCUCCAGGGAUUACACUCAGCCCAGAACAAAACCCGAAAUGGACACUGCUUUACCGCGCCACCGAGGCAUACGGUCUUUCCACCCUGUUCCCGUCUGAUUACGACAAGCUGAUGCAGGCCUUCAUCAAGGAUGACCGAGUCUUCCAAAGGUUCUGGUACUUCAGGCAUAAAGGACACGUGUCGGAGCCCUGCAAGGAGACAUGCAAAACCUCCCUGCUCUGCUUUCUGCGGAGUGGGCGCUACGACGAGCUGGAGCAGUGCGACCUCUUCAAUGGUUAUAAAGGCAACAUGGCGAGGGCUGCCAGAAAAACUCUCUGCUGAUCUCAGGAAGUUUGGGCUGACUGGUUGAAUAGAGAAAAAGAGCAGUUGGACCAAAUAAGAAAUUGAGCCAAAAAGUUUUUGUUUUUUUCUUGUUGCUGGUGGGUAAGGAUAGGAACACUCUGAGGAUUUCAUCUACUGUGAAGAGGUUGAGGAUUUGUCAGUUUUGCCUUGUGCUGUUGGUCAUGUUUUUGCAAAUGCAAUGUCAGUUGUGUGAAGACUUAGAGAAAGUUUCCAUAAUGUUGUUGUUUACUUGAAAAGUACAGAACAGCCAGGGUUAACGGGUUUGUUUGACGUUGUCACGAUUUUCAGUUCCUUCUAUACUGGGUGCCUUUUGUCAGGGAAAAUAAUUUGAAUCCAUCCUGGACAACAAUCUUGAAAUGCUGCUCUGACAACAUUCAUUCGUGUAAAUGUCCUCGAGGAUUGUCAGGAUUUUGCGACAUUUUGCUCAUAUUUUCUUCACUCAUGAAGUUUCUUCAACUGCCGCCUUGUUGAUUGGGACAUUGGAAAGUUUGCUUUAAAUUUAUCACUGACUUUUGAUCUGUCCCCCAAUGCUUCAGUUCACCACACACUUUAUUGAAUCUGGUGGGUUAAUGGACCUCAGUGAUUAUAAUCCAGGGCUAGUUUUGUUGAGUCAUAAUGUUGCGUAAAUGCAAGUUCUCUAUCUGAGCCAUUUGUGAAGAUUCAGUCAAAGUACAAAACCUUAAUGCACAGCACCAUCUGCCUUUUAGAUCUUGCAAAGACAUCUUCUAGUCUAGAUAAGAGUGUUUCUCGCUAAGUGUUACUUGUGUCUGCACUUUAAUUAUUUUGUUAGCUGGUUUAAGUUCCAGGUGUAUUAGAGAACAAGUUUGAUAGACUUUCAACGGAGAAGGUUUUCACGUCUUGAUCUGUGUCCUGUGGUGUAACAUGACCAUGGAUGUAAAAAGCAAUAAUUCAAAGAUUGUAUAAAAUACGAAUAAAUGAUAUCUUAAACUCUU
Messenger RNA from Pleuronectes platessa (European plaice), 3000 nucleotides. RefSeq names its product sphingomyelin phosphodiesterase 1 (gene smpd1). Bases 206 to 2026 code for a protein of 606 amino acids. Gene Ontology annotation, molecular function: acid sphingomyelin phosphodiesterase activity. The record is from RefSeq and is a predicted model, not a curated record. NCBI's taxonomy places the organism in Eukaryota, Metazoa, Chordata, Actinopteri, Pleuronectiformes, Pleuronectidae. The transcript has 9 exons. Gene Ontology annotation, biological process: ceramide biosynthetic process; sphingomyelin catabolic process. Gene Ontology annotation, cellular component: lysosome.